Messenger RNA from Priapulus caudatus, 2787 nucleotides. RefSeq names its product fibropellin-1-like. NCBI's taxonomy places the organism in Eukaryota, Metazoa, Priapulida, Priapulimorpha, Priapulimorphida, Priapulidae. Gene Ontology annotation, molecular function: calcium ion binding; serine-type endopeptidase inhibitor activity. Gene Ontology annotation, cellular component: plasma membrane; protein-containing complex. The record is from RefSeq and is a predicted model, not a curated record. Gene Ontology annotation, biological process: heterophilic cell-cell adhesion; establishment or maintenance of epithelial cell apical/basal polarity. The transcript has 13 exons. Bases 527 to 2122 code for a protein of 531 amino acids.
AAAGAAAGAGAGGGAGAGAGAGAAAGGCGGAUCGCAGUCAAUAUUGACGCUUGCACGCGGAGAAGGAUGUGAGGGAGAACUGUUAGAAGCUGCCAGUAGUUGUCGAUCGCCUAACAGAGACUGCCGCGAACAAAAGCGUCUGCACCCGUCAUACGUCACACGAGUGGUGAAACAUCGCUCAUAUAUAAUGCGCGCAGAAGGCACCGUGUUAGGGUUCCACUGUUAUUCACUCUAACACGAAUCUUUUUGGUUGCUGUCUGGGCGCUGCCGUGCGUAGUUCGUAGCAAGAUUUGCCGGAUCGUAGUUCUUGACAAGGAUUGUCGGAUCGUAGGUUGUGACGAGAAUUUCCGGAUCGGAUCGUAGUUCUUGUCAAGGAUUGUCGGAUCGUAGUUCUUGACAAGGAUUGUCGGAUCGUAGUUCUUGACAAGGAUUGUCGGAUCGUGGUUCUUGACAAGGGUUUCCGGGUCGUACGUGGUACAACGCGACUUCCUAGGUAAUCGGCGUGGGGAGAGGAGAAGGCGACACCAUGGAUUCAUCUCUGCUUGCAGUCUCGCUGUUGCUGCUGCUAGUGCCACUGUGUUCAACUGCUGACUAUGGGCAAUCCCGACCCGGUGGACCGUUUCAGAAUGCUCCUAUCUUUAACCCUUACACAUCGCACGGCCACAAAGGUGUGAGUGUGGCGCCCCCUGGUGGCCACAAUACGCACCAGGGCAAUGACUACGACUCCUUGCUACCGCAAAACUAUGGAGAUGGUCAUGAGAUUGGACAUGGUAGUGGUUCACACGGUGGCUCAGGCCCACAGCUGAGGUGCCGACUACCCCCGUCGUUCGGAACCUGCAGUGGUAAUGUGCUGAAGUGGUACUACAGUACGGCCUCUAGGAUCUGUCAGGUGUUCACAUGGAGCGGAUGCAGCGGUAACCCCAACAAGUUUGAUACGAAGAGCCAGUGUGAGCGCGUCUGCAAGAAAGGAGAUGGAGGUAGUGGAUGUGGAUAUCAUAGUUGUAAGAACGGAGGGACAUGCGUGUCAGGUAGCCACUACGGGGGCACCGCCUGUAUUUGUCGUCAUAGCUACACAGGGAAGAAGUGCGAACAUCACAUCGGCACAAGCAACUGUAACUACAAUCCAUGUCAGAACGGAGGAACAUGCUUUAGCACUGGCCUCACUGGCGCCACCUGCUUCUGUCGCCCUGGUUUCCAUGGUGAUAGGUGUCAGUAUUACACCGGCGGGGAUACCUGCAUACCAAAUCCGUGCCAAAAUGGAGGCACUUGCUAUACCAGGGCUGGAAGCGUCGUGUGCAUAUGCAAAAUCGGUUACCAUGGAAAUCGUUGCCAAACAUCUGGUACGGUAUGCGACCCAAACCCAUGUCGGAAUGGCGGAGCUUGUCAGCCCAGCAUUACUGGCAGCUAUACGUGCGCAUGCGCACCUGGCUACACGGGAGAUGUCUGCGAAUGCGAAGAGAGCUGCAAUGUGAUCGUCUGCCUCAACGGCGGCACGUGUGGAGAAUUCAGUGGAGGUACGCCGCAAUGCGUCUGUACUGGCAUCUACACGGGAGAGCACUGCGAGACAGUGAUUGGAUCGACGGCAUGUGACUCCAACCCCUGCCUGAACGAUGGAACCUGCGUUAGCCCUAGCGUCAAUAGAUUCUACUGCCGAUGCAAGGCGGGAUACUUUGGCAAUCUUUGCCAGUUCGGCACGGGCAGUACGUGUACCGACGUUAAUCCAUGCAAGAACGGAGGAACGUGUAUACCGAUCGGAAAUGGAUUCGUCUGCAACUGCCCCGCUCCGUACACAGGAGUGAUCUGUGAAUUCAUGACAGGCAUCUCGUGUAACAAUGAGACCUGUCUGCAUGGCGGCACCUGCCUCGUCAUCGGUGACAUCAUCAAGUGUUUCUGCACGACACUAUGGACGGGAACGUUCUGCGAGUCUAGACUGGAUCCCUGCGAUAGUAACCCGUGCCUCAACGGAGGUACCUGCGUGCCAUUCGGGCAGAGCAGCUACAGGUGUGAGUGUCGCAAUGGCUUCACCGGAUUCAUCUGCCAGACUCUCCCCAACAAGAAUGGCACCGACAUCUUUCCAUUCUUCACUCGCACUACCCCUCGAUUUGCAAUAGACUUUCCCUAGCACUAGAACUGACUUUCUCUAAAACGUAAAGCAACUGCUCUUAAAAUCAGAGUCAAGGUUAAGAGUAAGUACGAUAAGAACGUUAAAUUACUUACCCUAAAACUACAUUUGAUUUUCACUAGAAGUGUCUGGCCUGAUUUUAAAAUUGAACUGAUAUUUCGGAUGGUAGAAGCAGGGGGCGACUUUUGUGGUUGGUCACUGUUUGACCAUGUCCGGUCCACCUGCUAACGUGAUUGGAUCCAAGACUUGCUAGCGAGAAUUGAGAACUGUUCAGCGAAUGAUUUUAUAGUGAUUACAAACUGUGGGCUUUUAAAGAAAUUAACAAUAAUUAAUGCUUUUUGAAACGAAGAAGUAAUCACACCCUGAAGGCUUAGAUGUUUUAUGAUAAGGAUGAUGAUGGAGGAUUAUGAUAAGUUGAACGAAGAAUAUGUAUACUGUAUUCAUAUUGAUGAUAUUAAUCUAAGUAGAAGUAUUUAAUUUGAAAAUUAAGAGACACGUGCUUCUCAGCGUUGUUAAACCAAACAGAAAACUAGUUGUUACAUUUGUUGGGUAUAUCAAAUCAUCAUAUUUAUUAUAUGCAAACACUUUUAUUACGUUACAUUCUUUUCUUUCUGUAGGUGUUUAGAAGGUAUGUUUGUUAUUAUAUUAAAACUCUUUAUCAUGAA